This is a messenger RNA of Vitis riparia (riverbank grape), 723 nucleotides long. RefSeq names its product putative disease resistance RPP13-like protein 1. The transcript has a single exon. The coding region runs from base 1 to 723 and encodes 240 amino acids. The record is from RefSeq and is a predicted model, not a curated record. NCBI's taxonomy places the organism in Eukaryota, Viridiplantae, Streptophyta, Magnoliopsida, Vitales, Vitaceae. Gene Ontology annotation, biological process: defense response to other organism. Gene Ontology annotation, molecular function: ADP binding.
AUGCGUAAUGUUAAGAUGGCACCAAAGAUGAUGGAAAUCACUCGCCGAUUAGAAGAAAUUUCAGCUCAAAGGGCCGAGCUUGGUCUAGAGAAGGUGGUAGGGAUAACCAAGUCUGCUCGGGAAAGGCCAAUCACAACAUCUCUGGUAUAUGAACCUUGGGUUUUCGGGAGGGAUGGUGAUAAAAAGAUUAUACUUGACAUGCUUCUUAGGGAUGAACCCAUUGGAACCAAUGUUUCUGUAGUUUCCAUCGUUGCCAUGGGUGGGAUGGGCAAGACCACACUGGCGAGGCUGGUGUAUGAUGAUGCUGAGGCAACCAAGCAUUUUAACCUAAAAGCUUGGGUUUGUGUAUCAGAUCAGUUUGAUGCAAUGAGAAUAACAAAGACGAUUCUCGAGUCGAUCACUUCUCAUGCCAGUGAUUUGCAGGACUUCAGUAAAAUUCAAGACAGGUUGAGGGAUGAAUUCAAGGGGAAAAGAUUCUUGCUGGUUUUAGAUGAUUUGUGGAAUGAGAACUACAAUGAUUGGAACUGCUUGAGGUCUCCAUUCUGGUCGGGAUCACCAGGAAGCAAGAUCAUAGUUACAACAAGGAGUAAAAAUGUUGCAACUAUGAUGGGAGGAGAUAAAAACUUUUAUGAGCUAAAAAAUUUGUGCGAUGAUGAUUGUUGGUCUGUGUUUGAAAAACAUGCAUUCGAAAAUAGAAAUAUCAAUGAGCAUCCAAAUUUGUAA